Messenger RNA from Arachis ipaensis, 885 nucleotides. The record is from RefSeq and is a predicted model, not a curated record. NCBI's taxonomy places the organism in Eukaryota, Viridiplantae, Streptophyta, Magnoliopsida, Fabales, Fabaceae.
AUGGGUUUCUCCAUAGCUAUACCUAGGGGUGUUCUAACUAAAGCAGCGGCUAGGGCUGUUGAACGUCUCGGAGUGAGAAAUGGGAACGAGAAUGAAUACGGAAAAGAUAAUGGGAAUGAUGAGAAUAACUUAGGGCAUCCUGAAAGACCUAUAACCCUUGCGACAUUUCUGAAGGUUAAUCCGCUUAAGUUUAAGGGUACACUCGUUGCGACUGACGCUGAUAACUGGUUUCGAGAUGAAUUCUACAAGAAAUAUUUCCCAAGAGCAGUGCGUGAUGCUAAAGAGAUAGAGCUUAUGCAACUGAGGCAAGGGGGUAUGACUGUUGCUGAGUAUGCUCAAUGGAAGUGCUUGAAGUUUGAAGGAGGCCUUCGUGAUGAUCUGAUGAGUUCAAUAGUUCCGUUGGAGAUACGUAAUUUUGCUGAAUUAGUCAACAAGAGUAAGUUAGUAGAAGAAUGUAUUAAGAAAGUGAUUGUGGCCAAGGUGAGUUGCCAAGGAUUUCCACCAAGGCGUCUUAGUAAUCAUCAGGCAGCUGGGAGAAGGGUGCAUUUUAAAGCGCGUGGCAUACGACAACAUAAGAAUCUACAAGUUGGUAACAUUACUGCUCGCCGUACGGGUAAGAAUGGAGGUAAAGCAAGGCAAUGCAAUGGUGAACGAGCCCAUCAGGCUUACAUAAACACUGCAUGUAAGCAAUGCGGAAAAGAGCAUGAUAACAGGUCUUGCCAGUUUGGAUCACCUAACUACUAUGCUUAUGGAGAACUUGGACAUAUUGCCAAGGAUUGUCUGAAGGGAUUUACUCAAAAUUCAGUUAGAACCCAGCAACAAGGACGAGUGUUUGCUAUCACUAUUGAUGAUGUUGUGCAAUCGAACGCCCUCAUUCAAGGUUAG